UUAAUAGGAUGGACAGUCUCAAACCUGUCAAACAACAUAUUCUCUGGAAAAAGAAGGCUGAGAUGCUCCAGUCUCGGGUGAAUGAGCUGGAGGAGGAAAAUGACUUCCUCAAGAGGCAGCUUGAAGAGAAGUCUGCACAAGAACAAGGUAUGGACUUGGAGAUAAUGGACACUGGAGGUGGGGAGCCACAGGCCAUGACUUUGGACUCCAGCACUGACACUACCACUGAUUCCAGCACUGACUCCAGCUCUAGCUCUAUCUCUGACUCUUCAGAUGAAGAAAAGAAGAAAAAGAAGCGUAAAAAGAAGAAUGGCAAGAAGAAAAGCAAAAAAAGAAAGAAGGACAACAAAAUGGUGAAGAGGUCAAACGGAAAAGGAGAGUGAGUUGCCUCAAUCGCAGAUGUGGUGAAAAGAUAUCAGCGUGUCCUCAAACUUGUGCAAAGAGGCUUCAGGAUGACCGCAGCUUUCAAGAAAGCUUGUGUUUCUAGAAAUGCUGUGAAAGACACCGCAGCAAUUGCAGAGAUUUACAUGGUAGACAAAAGUGACCUAGAACAGUUCAAGGGUAAAUACACACUUUUGCAACUAGCACAACUCUGUCAGAAAAAAAUUGUUGGUGAACUGGCAGAAAAGAUAAUUGAAAUGAAAAACAACAAACAGCUCAUCCCCUUUUCUGUCAAGAAAGACUGAAUGAGUUAAGUAGGUUGUUGUUAACUAAUGCAACUUUGUUUGUUUUUGUUUUUGAGGUUGUACUCUUUAUAACUUGAGCACCAAGCUAGACCAACUAGGGCA
Messenger RNA from Carassius carassius (crucian carp), 788 nucleotides. RefSeq names its product protein FAM133-like. The coding region runs from base 9 to 383 and encodes 124 amino acids. Lineage: Eukaryota; Metazoa; Chordata; Actinopteri; Cypriniformes; Cyprinidae. The transcript is spliced from 3 exons. The record is from RefSeq and is a predicted model, not a curated record.